Messenger RNA from Eleginops maclovinus (Patagonian blennie), 954 nucleotides. It is a transcript of the gene hoxc10a, whose product is annotated as homeobox C10a. Lineage: Eukaryota; Metazoa; Chordata; Actinopteri; Perciformes; Eleginopidae. Gene Ontology annotation, biological process: regulation of transcription by RNA polymerase II. Gene Ontology annotation, molecular function: RNA polymerase II cis-regulatory region sequence-specific DNA binding; DNA-binding transcription factor activity, RNA polymerase II-specific. Bases 1 to 954 code for a protein of 317 amino acids. The transcript has 2 exons. Gene Ontology annotation, cellular component: nucleus. The record is from RefSeq and is a predicted model, not a curated record.
AUGUCAUGUCCGAAUAACAUAGCUCCCGGUAACUUCCUGAUGGAUUCCUUAAUGGGAGGAUCACCUUCGUUCAGAAGUGAGGGUUAUUCCAGCAACCCCGGGAUGUACAUCCACACAGCUGCAGAGUACGGAUAUUCAGUGAUGAGAAACAUUGGAAAGGUUGGACCAUCUUCACUCUCCAAAAGAGACGAGGUUCCUCCGGGCGGUGUGUCGCUCAGCGGCUUCCAGGAUGCGUCCUACCUGUCAACACAGCUGGGCACAUGGACCCCAGGCUCGAAAACCAGUAGGGACGAACAACCUGUUGCCCAGUGUUUACAACCCUGCUUGUUUUCAGCGGGCAACGUCAAAGAGGAGGCGUUUUGUUGCCUCUAUCAGGAUGAUAGCAAUAAGGACAAAAAGACAACAGACUCGGUCACUUACAUCCGGCUUGGAGACAAUAGCUCCCGGCCUGAACAAACCGCCUUGCCCAGCGGCUGUUUCCAGGUGUUCAACGGAGAGAGGCCACAGCAGGACGACCAGCAGUUCCCCUCCGGCUUCUCUCUGACCCACUUUGCGACAUCUGUUGACUCAGAAUCGACACUAAAUUGCAGUAAAUCGGCGCAGGAUACAGCGAGAGAGGUUUUAAACACAGAUGAGAGUCAGAGCAGGAAGAAAGAGAAGGCCAAGAGUGACAGCUACGAUUUAUCCGCGGAAAAGACAACGGGAAGCUGGUUAAAAGCCAAAAGUGGAAGGAAGAAGCGCUGCCCCUACACAAAGCACCAGACGCUGGAGCUAGAGAAGGAGUUCUUGUUCAACAUGUAUCUGUCUCGGGAGCGCCGCCUGGAGAUCAGCCGGAGUAUCAACCUGACCGACAGACAGGUCAAGAUCUGGUUCCAAAACAGACGCAUGAAGCUCAAGAAGCUUAGCAGGGAGAGCCGAGAAAGGGAGCACCGUGCAGUUUAUAACUAUUCCUGA